Diaporthe citri is the source of this 774-nucleotide messenger RNA. RefSeq lists its product as uncharacterized. Bases 1 to 774 code for a protein of 257 amino acids. The transcript has a single exon. NCBI's taxonomy places the organism in Eukaryota, Fungi, Ascomycota, Sordariomycetes, Diaporthales, Diaporthaceae. The record is from RefSeq and is a predicted model, not a curated record.
AUGGAUGGCCUGCGAUACCGAGAUAGGGCAAGCGACUUUCAGCGACGGCUAGACAGCUUUCCCAAGACCCUGGAGGGCUUCUUCCAGCGCAUGCUGGAUACAACCGAACCAAUGUACAAGCAGCAGACAGCUCGUACUUUCAAGGUCGCCCUGACGGCCGAGGAGCCGCUAGAUCUCAUCCUAUACUCUUUCAUGGAUGAGAUUGAAGAUGACCCGUCGUGGGCUCUCAAUUGUUCUGCUGUCGAGUGCAGCAAGGAUGAGAUCUUGGAAGUACACGAGGCCAUGAGGCCACGUCUCGACCCCAGGUGUAAAGGGCUACUCGAAAUACAGAAACAAUCUUACCUCCAAGGGCCAGCGGAUAUUUCGUUCAAGCAAUACAACGCCGAGUUUCUCUACCGUACGGCCAGGGACUUUCUGAUUAACUCCCUUGAAGUCAGCGCCAUGUUCGAAAGGGAACUGGGUGACGAUUUUGACCCCCUGGUCGUGUUGGGCGGAUCAUUGUUAGCGUCAAUGAAGAAAGCCAGGAUGGACCCGCCAGAGUGGAAAAGCCAACAGCAUCUACUCGAAACGGCAAAUCAGCUCAUUGUAUAUGCUACGCGGGUUUUACAGCCUGGGCAUGACACUUCUGCGAAGAACAAGUCUGAAUGGUUUGCGAUCUUGACAAAUCUCCAUGCUACAAUAUCGAACAGGAGUACUCAUCUUUCAUCCGUGAGAGGGAUAGAAGAAUUGUUCGAGAUAGCACCUCUUGACCAAUUCUGCCAGGACCAAGCAUAG